UUGCUAACACAAAAUUUUCAAUGACAACAUUCAUCAAAGUUCUUUGUUUAGUGCUUUGUCUUGCUCUUAUGUAUGAAGGCAUAGAGAGUUCAAUGUGCAAUCCUGGUAUUGAAAUUAGCCAAGCAAAAUUAGGAAUGAGUCAAGGACAACAAGUAUGGAAUGCAACUCUCUCAAAUACAUGUACAUGUACUCUACUUCAAGUGAAAUUGAGCAUUCCCAAUUUCGAUUCUGUCACUAAAAUUAACACUACUAUCGUCUCCAAGUCGCACAAUGAUAUCUACGACGUUAAUGGUGGUCUUCCAAUUUAUGCACAAACAAGUGUAUUUUUUAUUUAUGCUGGAAAUAAUCUCGAUGUAACACUAACUGACCUUACGGAGGCUUGUUCAUGA
Molecule: messenger RNA, 389 nt
Organism: Solanum stenotomum
Lineage: Eukaryota; Viridiplantae; Streptophyta; Magnoliopsida; Solanales; Solanaceae
Exons: 2
Coding region: 21-389 (122 amino acids)
Biological process (GO): cell fate determination
Source: RefSeq, a predicted model, not a curated record